This is a messenger RNA of Xylona heveae TC161, 699 nucleotides long. RefSeq names its product putative G-patch domain protein. Bases 1 to 699 code for a protein of 232 amino acids. The record is from RefSeq and is a predicted model, not a curated record. The transcript has a single exon. Gene Ontology annotation, molecular function: nucleic acid binding. Lineage: Eukaryota; Fungi; Ascomycota; Xylonomycetes; Xylonales; Xylonaceae.
AUGAACGAGGAUGAGGAGUAUUUUGUCCCUUUACAAGACCAACGAUACUUUGGAGCAGGCAUAAAGCGGCAGCGUGUACAAUUUGUCCGAGCGAACUCAGCGGAAGCAACUGUUCAGCCCCCGAGGCAAAAUGCUCCAUCAAGCUCUGUAGGGGACCGCUAUCUGUCCAUAGUCCUCCCGAAAUCUGCCCCAGUAACACCUCCAAAUGGAGGCACAGAAAGAGAAGAGCUUGAGCCAGCAAAUGAUCAAGAAGAGAUACCAAAAACCUGCGAAAUAUGCCAUCUGCCUUUAAAUCCUGAAUCGUCCGCUGAAUCUCACAAUACGCCUCAUGAAACUUCAAUCGCGCAUCAAGUGUGCCUAGAGCAUUCCCAUCCACCAUCUCACUUGGACCGUGGGCGACUAGGCCUAAAGUAUCUCUCCUCUUAUGGCUGGGAUCCUGAUAGCAGGCAAGGCCUAGGCUCAAAAGGCGAAGGUAUCCUAAACCCGCUCAAGGGCAAAGUCAAGAACGAUACUGUUGGAUUGGGGGUCAAGUUUUCAAAAGAUCCCAAGGUCAAUGCAGCUCAAAAGAAGCCCGCUGCCAAGCUGAACGCAAAACAAGUUCGUCAGCAAGAGGAGGAAGGGAAGAAAAGGAGGGCAAGACUACAAGAAAUGUUUUACAGAAACGAAGACCUGGAAAAAUAUCUAGGACCCGCGGCUUAA